Molecule: messenger RNA, 1974 nt
Organism: Verruconis gallopava
Lineage: Eukaryota; Fungi; Ascomycota; Dothideomycetes; Venturiales; Sympoventuriaceae
Exons: 3
Coding region: 376-1380 (334 amino acids)
Source: RefSeq, a predicted model, not a curated record
CGCCGUUUAAAAAUGUACCAGACCCGCCUCUCAGUUCACGUCGACCGGACGGAUUAUUAUUGAUUUGUUGGCUUCCGUGCUCUUUUUCUUCGCCGCCGCCGCCGCCUUUUGCAUCGAACUUACGCUCCUUUGCUUUUACGUGCUGCUUGCCGAACCAUCCAUCACCACGGCGAGACGCCGGCCCCGCCCCUCACAUAUUCCAAAUCGUCUCCUCCACAAGACACAUCUGCCACCGCGCUACGAAAAUCUUAAAUGUCGACUUGACCACAUCCUCUCCCUUUCUCGGCCCUUGCCUUUCUGCUGCCAGUCACUCCUUAUUCAUCCAACUUUCUUCUUCCCUGCGCUAUCUUUCCAUAAGCUUUGUUUUCCCCACCCAUGGCCCUCCCCCUCCGCGCUGCGCCUGAGACGCAGCUGGACGUUGAUCUCCUUAUUCUGGAUUACCUGCUGUACAUGGGAACACGCUCCCUUUUACAGGAGCUGGUCAUUCUUCACGAGGAGGGUAUUCAAGAAAACCUGUCGCAACAACCCAUGCGCAUGAUCGACUCUUUUAUCCCGCUUUUCAAAUGCAACCACCCGACCGUGCGUGUUCCAAGCGGGAUUAAAUUUCGACUGAGGCUCGUCAAGUUCGUGGCUUUGUACAGUAAGCGCAACACGCCCUGUGAGCUUACUCCGCCCUCCGCUAAGCUGGAGGAGCUGCGUCGCAAGCACCGUAAGCGAGCCGAGGAUUUCUACGGCUCCUCUUCAGAUUCUUCCUUCCAGAACUCCCUCUUCGAGCUACAGAAGAGCAGUUCAUCCAGGCACCAUCCUGCUGUCCUUUCCGCUGGCAAUCAGGAGGAGUCCGUGUCCCUUGCAGACCUGGUUCCGAUGUUCAUCAGUUUGUCCGCGGCGAGAUCGACCCUCUUCGAGGACGAGCCCAUGAGCGUCCACGAGGGCUGGAUGGAGCUUGCUGGGGAGUUCAUGCUGCAAGCUGCUCUUGAGCAGUGUCUCGAGUACAGCGACUGCUCCGGCAGCAAACUGUGCGAAAUUUUCUCCUGGGGCUGGCAACCAAGCCCUUCCAAGAUGUGGGAGGACGAGGAAGCCGUCAACGACAUGUUUUGCGACGAGGACACGCUACAAGAGACACAGCACUGGUCGAAGAUCAGGCAAAAGUACAUGGAUCUGCUCAAGCCAAAAGCAAACGUCGAUCUUGCGAAGCAACUCAAAUCUCUGACGCGCCGCUACCCCCUCGAACGCUUCGAAGAACGCGUUCUCCGCUUCUUGGAGGCCAUGCAAUUGUCGCAAGAUCCACCCCUACUUGCACAACUCGAGACCGGCAACGUGCCUGGUUUGAGCAAGCGCCAGGUCGAGGAGCUACGACAGCGAAUACGACUACCGUCCUAGCGAGCGCCGUCUGUUCUAUCGGAGAGGACUUCUACCUUUUUUUUGGGGAUGGCAAAUAUAUCUCUGUGACUUCGAUUUGUAUCUGGCCGGCCGGACCUAGCCACAUGUAUCACCAACUGAACCUACUAAUACUCUUGAGUGAGCCCUGCGGAUGGAGAACCAAAUGGCUGGCUCUGCGAUGUAUUCGACGGUGCAGCUGUCCUUUUCACCGAACUCUUUGCUACACGGCGUUUCUCUUUUCUGUUUUAUUUGGUCUACGGCGAGAUAUACCCAUAGCUUGACCUGCUUCUGUCAACAAGCCAACCAGGAUAGACGUGAAUGUACGAUAUGCCCUUGACGCCGACGAACGAAGGAGAUGUUGGAUGUAUGGAAUUGUAGUCGAUCAGAGCCUUCGGCUGUUUACUUGUUUUGCUUGCAUCUCUUCUUUUGUUCACGAGCCACGGCCCAUACUAGUUUACGUGUAUUGACACAAUGGCAUUAUCCUAGCUAGGAACGGUUGGUUCACAGCCCUCGAACAUCAUCACCAUCAAAAGCAUUAUCACAUCAGUAAUUGACAUUUCACUCCUUUUGUUUCUGUGAGUGUGUGGGUUGCGU